AUGGCGUCUGUGGCAGCACUCGGACAAGUCGCCUCUCGGCAAGUUGAGGGUGAAUACUCCAUUAAGCCCGAAAAUGUGCAGCCCGUGCUCGACACCUCGCAGUGGCCGCUGCUGUUAAAAAACUACGACAAGCUGCUCGUGCGGAGUAGCCAUUUCACGCCCAUCCCCUCCGGCUGCAGCCCAUUAAAACGCGACAUUGCGUCGUACAUCAAGUCCGGUGUGAUCAACCUCGACAAGCCGUCCAACCCUUCGUCGCAUGAGGUUGUCGCAUGGCUCAGACGCAUCCUUCGCUCCGAAAAGACCGGUCACAGCGGAACGCUCGACCCCAAGGUCACCGGCUGUCUUAUCGUCUGCAUCGACCGUGCGACCCGUCUCGUCAAGUCGCAGCAGGGUGCAGGAAAGGAGUAUGUUGCCGUCCUCCGCCUACACGACGCAUUGCCAAAUCCCGCCGCCAUGCCUCGCGCCCUGGAAACCCUCACGGGCGCUCUCUUUCAGCGACCCCCUCUCAUCUCGGCCGUGAAGCGCCAACUCCGCAUUCGUACCAUUCACGAGUCCAAGCUGCUUGAGUUUGAUGAGAAGCGCAAUCUGUCCGUUUUCUGGGUUUCAUGCGAGGCUGGGACGUACAUCCGUACCCUCUGCGUGCAUCUUGGUCUGCUCCUAGGUGUCGGUGGCCAUAUGCAGGAGCUUCGCCGUGUACGGAGUGGGGCGCUCUCCGAAAAUGACGACAUGGUGACCAUGCACGACGUUCUCGACGCUCAAUGGAUGUACGACAACACUCGCGAUGAGUCGUACCUUCGCCGGGUCAUCCGCCCACUGGAGUGUUUGCUCGUUGGGUACAAGCGCAUCGUCGUCAAAGACAGCGCCGUCAACGCCGUUUGCUAUGGCGCAAAGCUGAUGAUUCCUGGUCUCCUCCGCUACGAAGCAGACAUCUCCGUACACGAAGAGGUCGUCCUCAUGACCACCAAGGGUGAGGCCAUCGCACUUGGUAUCGCAUUGAUGUCCACGGUCGAGCUCGCAACGUGCGAUCAUGGCGUUGUAGCCAAAGUCAAGCGCUGCAUCAUGGAGCGUGACACCUACCCGCGCCGUUGGGGUCUUGGUCCCAAGGCGCUCGAGAAGAAGAAGAUGGUUAAGGAGGGCAAGCUUGGAAAGCAUGGCGAGAAGAUUGACGCGACGCCGGCUGAGUGGAGCCGGGACUACGUCGACUACACUCGCGAGCAACCUGAGUCCAACGGUGCCUCGGCCGCGGUUGUCGUACAGCCUCCCGCACCUUCCGUCGCUCCAGUUGCUAUCGCAGCAGUCGAAACUUCUCCUGAGAAGAAGGAGAAGAAGCGCAAGCGCAAGUCUGAGGCGGCUGAGACUGACGCAGGCGACGUCUCCAUGGCAGUAACGGAUGACGGUGCUGCCGAAGAGGAUGAUGAGGAGCGGAAGAGGAGAAAAGCGGAGAAGAAAGCUAAGAAGGCGGCUGUAAAGGGCGAGGAGGAUGAAGAGGCGAGAAGAGAGCGUAAGCGCUUGAAGAAGGAGGCCAAGGCGAAGGAGGCAGGGGCUUAG
Peniophora sp. CBMAI 1063 is the source of this 1548-nucleotide messenger RNA. The record is from the annotation of a GenBank genome assembly. NCBI's taxonomy places the organism in Eukaryota, Fungi, Basidiomycota, Agaricomycetes, Russulales, Peniophoraceae.